This is a messenger RNA of Rhinichthys klamathensis goyatoka, 1084 nucleotides long. RefSeq names its product globoside alpha-1,3-N-acetylgalactosaminyltransferase 1, like 1 (gene gbgt1l1). NCBI's taxonomy places the organism in Eukaryota, Metazoa, Chordata, Actinopteri, Cypriniformes, Leuciscidae. The record is from RefSeq and is a predicted model, not a curated record. Gene Ontology annotation, molecular function: hexosyltransferase activity. Gene Ontology annotation, cellular component: vesicle; Golgi apparatus; membrane. Gene Ontology annotation, biological process: carbohydrate metabolic process. The transcript has 6 exons. The coding region runs from base 118 to 1065 and encodes 315 amino acids.
CGCGUUAGUUCAUCAGUUGAAUUGUCGAGAAACUGCAUCUCAGCUCAGCCCAGCCCUUCGAAGUUCAAUCCAUCAAGUGAAUACAGACACCAGACCCAGCUGCAUGAUACGCCAAUAAUGCGACUCCGUCAGAGUGUUCAUUUCUUCCUUUUUGGCAUGUUUGUUGGCUUAUCACUGAGUGGGCUCAUUUUAUUGAGUUACACCAGUUGGUUUAGAAAUAAACAAAUGGACGAAUUAGGUGGGACAGACAUUGUUUCUAUGACACCAUGGUUAGCCCCAGUUGUUUGGGAGGGAACCUUUGACUCCAUAAUGAUUGACUCUAUCUUCAAACAACAAAACAUCACUAUAGCGACCACUGUCUUCGCUUUGGGAAAAUACACACGUUUCCUCAAAGAUUUUCUGGAGUCAGCGGAGGAGCAUUACUUUGUUGGAUUUCGAGUGCAUUACUACUUGUUUACGGAUCAACCAGAAGCAGUUCCUGAAGUAAAGAUGGGUGAAAAUCAUCAUUUGACAGUUCGGAGGGUUCCGAGUUUGGACCGAUGGCAGGAUAUAAGUAUGGGCAGGAUGGAAAUACUAGAAAAACUAAUAAAGAACGAACUGGCCAAUGAAGCUGACUAUAUUUUCUGCCUGGACAUGGAUACAAAGUUCUAUGGCCGCUGGGGGGCGGAGUCUUUGGGUCGCCUGGUCGGUGUGAUACAUCCUUGGUUCUUUGAUUAUCCAAGAGAUCAGUUCUCAUAUGAGCGUAGACCAGAGUCUCAGGCAUUCAUUCCAGCUGGGGAAGGUGAUUAUUAUUACACUGCUGCUGCAUUUGGUGGCUCAUUGGAUGAUGUACAUCAUCUCACCAAAACCUGCUGGGAACAGCUGAACAUUGAUGCUGCAAACUCCAUUGAGGCGAUAUGGCACGAGGAGUCUCACUUGAACAAGUAUUUCCUUUAUAACAAACCCAGUAAACUUCUCUCUCCUGAAUAUCUGUGGCGAGACAUCAGUAUCAGUGCAGGCCAAGUUAAAAAAAUUCGCUUCUCUCACGUAGCUAAAAACAAUGCAGAAGUUCGUCCAAACUUCUAGCAAGUUUAAUUUAACAUCA